Messenger RNA from Anopheles coustani, 2967 nucleotides. Its product is annotated as breast cancer anti-estrogen resistance protein 3 homolog. Bases 1 to 2967 code for a protein of 988 amino acids. The record is from RefSeq and is a predicted model, not a curated record. Gene Ontology annotation, molecular function: phosphotyrosine residue binding; guanyl-nucleotide exchange factor activity. Gene Ontology annotation, biological process: small GTPase-mediated signal transduction; positive regulation of peptidyl-serine phosphorylation. Lineage: Eukaryota; Metazoa; Arthropoda; Insecta; Diptera; Culicidae. The transcript is spliced from 13 exons.
AUGGGGAAAACCACGAGCAAACUGGAUAAACGACGGUCUCAGAGCAUUUCCUGGAGCUACAAGUUCGGCACGGCCAGCCGCCGGAAGAAGCAUGCCGCCCUGGUCAUCACCUCGCUGCCGCACAUGGAGACGGCGGAAUGGUUGCAGCGGUUGGACUUGGCCGAGUAUGGAGACAAAUUUAAAUCGUUCAACGGUGUGGAGGAGUUGCUGUUUCUCACCGAGGCGGACAUCAAGAAGCUUGGCAUCCGGAACAAUGCCCACCGGGCGCGAAUCGUCAGUAGCCUCGUGGCCCUUCGCGAAAAGCUGGUACAAGAGUCCAACUCAAAGGCAAACCAACGGAAUGGAACGGAUGGAGUGCAUCAGCACAAAAGGGCGUUGCUGCGGCACAGCGUGGCGGUGGAUGGAGCCAGAAGCAACCACACGGCAAGCACGUUGGCCGAAACGGAAAGCAUCUACGAAUGUCUGUCGCCGGCAAACACCAAGCAGAGUAAGAGCUGUGGCGAUCUUUUAGAUAUGGAAACAACAACACCGGACGGCGGAAAUGAAGCUGUUGCACUGAAGAAGGCCCUCGAGUGGGAGCUCUCGCUGGACUCGCGGGACCUACGAUCGCACGCCUGGUACCAUGGGCCGAUCCCGCGGCAGCGGGCGGAGGAGAUCGUGCAGAGGGAGGGCGACUUCCUGGUGCGCGACUGCGUCUCGCAGCCGGGCAACUACGUGCUCACGUGCCGAACCAAGGGACCCACGCUUCACUUCGUUAUCAACAAGCUGCUGCUGCAACCCGAAACCGUAUACGAGCGAGUACAGUACCAGUUCGAGGAUGACGCGUACGACACAGUUCCUGAUUUGAUUACCUUCUACGUAGGCUCCGGCAAAGCUAUAUCGGUUGCGUCGGGAGCGAGAAUUCAAUUUCCGUGCAACCGAACAUACCCGCUGUCGUUCUACGCCGGAAAGUGUCCACAGAAUGCCGUCGGUAUGGCCGGCAUCCGUGGACCGAGUCCACUUAAUUCACCCUCGCCGGUGCCGUCUUCACCGGGCUUUCGGUACAACCCAUAUACGCAGCAGACGAACUCGUACCGCAGCCCGAUGUCGUCGCCACCUCGGACCAAACGGGAAACUCCGCCACGGUUGCCAAGCAAAAAGCAACGCUCGCAAUCGCUCACCCCACUACAAGCGGGCCAGAGCGCAGGGGGUCAACAGCAGCAGUUUAGUAGCAGUGGCGAUGGAGUCAUCAGCAGCGCAACGAACGGUGCCACGGAAGGCAAACCGCCGGGACUCACGAGACCAUCGCGGCUUGCCGAUUCCACCGAGAAGUGCAACAGUGCGGACGGGGUCAUACACAGCUCCGACACGACCAACGGGAGACCGCUGGCGGGGGAAGAAAAGAGUUCCAGUGCUGAUGGGGUCGUAAAAUCGCAAACCCUGUCACGCCCCUGUUCGACGGACACCGGGGGAACGUUGGCACAGCUCAAGAGCAGCUCGCAAUCGUUACCUCGUUCGGCCAGUCUGCGAUCGUCGCACGGGAAACUCAGUUCGCGGGCAUCCAGCAUCAACAAGGAACCGAGCGAGCACUCGCUGAGCCCGUGCCUGGAGCAGAAACAGUUCGCGGAGGACGACGAGCAACCACCGAGUCCACCACCGAAACCGAUCCGUGGCGGCGCAGGUGGAGGGACGCUGCAGAGGCGCGAGUCGAUGAAGGACUCCGAUACGCAAUCCGCGGUACAGGGUGGCCACGGCGUUCACGGAGGAGGGCGUGGAGGGAUGGGCUCGUACCAUCCGAGUGGUUCCGACUCCGGCAAUGGAUCCGGUGAUUCGGCCCAGAGUUCCGCCACGGGGGAGGAGGUAGCGUUGCCGCACCGUGGGGUUGGCGGAGUGGUACUAAAAAAUCCUCGCUUCAUGCCGACCUCCCUGUCGUCGGUGACGCUACGAUCGCACGCGGAAAUUGAUCCGGUGGCGGCCGAGGAAGCACUGCUGGCGAUGCAGAUACCGAGCUUCGAGCAGAUUUCUCGGUUCGAUUUGGAAAAUUUCAACACGUUGCUGCUGCCGUUUUGUGACUGCAAGCCGCUGGACAGUGGCACGCUAAACACCUUCCGGAUGAUGCUGUGCGAGUCCGGACCGCGCGUCAUUGCGAACCAUCUGACGAGGGUCGAUAUAGGAUUGAUAUUAGAGAAAGACGAAAGUCGAAAGGACGACCCACUGAACUGUACAGGGCUUGAGCUGAUAACGCUCGAUCAGGGUAAACAGUACCGACUCGAUUUGAUCGAGCGAACCGAAUGCAUGAAGCUGCUGGUGGCCGUCACUAUCCUCACCUGCCAGAGUGACCUUGAGCGUGCGGAAACCCUCAACAAGUGGAUUCAGAUUGCGGUCGAAACGAAAACGGCCCUCGGUAACCUGUUCGGGUUCAGUGCCAUCAUGCUGGGACUCUCGAUGCCACAGAUUCAAAAACUCGAAUCGACCUGGCAUAUGCUGCGCCAAAAGUUCACCGAUAGUGCAUUCAACUUCGAAGCGAAGCUACGACCAACGCUGAACAGUAUGAACGAUUGCUCAAACCCGCAGGCACCGAACACGACCAUCCCGCACAUACUGCCCUACGUGCUGGUUAAGGAUCGCACUAUAAACGACGUCUUCGCAAAUCCCACGUCCGCAUGUCCAUCGCUGGUUGCGUGCUGUGUUACGCCGUGGGAAACCAACAAUCAGGACUUUGGCUUUUCGGUUCUCUUCGCACACCUCGAUGCAGCACGCAGCUUUAUCAGCAAUCUAUCCCUCUAUAAAAAGAAUGCUCAAACCAUCCUGCAGGACACGAGCCGUCUCGAUCCGCUGAUGGAGGAUGCGUUCAAGACCGAGUUUCAGAUGAAAUUCCUCUGGGGAAGCAAAGGUGCGCUGGUUCCGGCGGAGGAGCGCCAUGCCAAAUUUGAACACGUGCUCACGGUGAUGGCGGAAAAGUUUUGUGGUGAUCCGUCAGCGGGAUAG